AUGGCUGAAGCAGUAGCCGCAUUCGAGGUUGUCGAGACGGCGGCACAAGGAGCGGCUGUAGGCGCAGUCGCUGUCUCACAGCCUACAGUCCCCAUCGUGGUCCGAUUUCACAAACUCACAUCACUUAGUCCGUCCUUAGGACUCUCAUCGCACUCGUUAACAUAUGUCAAAGGUCGGGCAUACAUUUUCGGCGGCGAUGGCGUUGGCGAAUCAGACAACAGCAUGCAGAUUCUCACAUUACCGUCGGAUCUCAGUAUCGGCGAUGUCGAUUAUCAACAGGUCAAGGCAGUCGGCAAACCUAACAGACCACUUGCGGCAUACUCAGAUCAGACCACACAGGGUGAAACAGUGGAUGCCUCGCGGCCGACACCGAUCGCAAGAUCGGCCCAUGCUGCAACUGCCAUUGAUUCGAACAUCUUCAUUUUCGGUGGUAGAGCACCUAGCAAGCCCGGCAACGAGAAGGAGGCUGCACUGAUCGACGAACAAGGCAGCAUACAUGUGUAUUCGACUCUAACCAACGACUGGACACUUAUGAUCCCUCGGAAGUCAUCAACUUCGACUGGCUUCCCCGAACCUCGUGUUCAUGCUAGUAUGACAAGCACAGUCCACCCAGCACCACAAGAGGCACUUCAGGCCAGUACAGAAGCGCAUGGCACCCUCAUUCUUCACGGCGGCUAUACAAGAGAGGGCACGCGACUUCGCGACACGUGGACAUUCGACGUCAGCUCACGAAUGUGGGCAAAAUGGCCAGAUCCGCCUCACCCUGCCGGAGAUGGUGUCGCAUACUCUGGUCAGAUUUACUGCACAGAAAGUCGACUAUGGCAUGUGGGCAGCUCUCCGGGUACAGUGGCUUACUUAGACAUCUCUCGUGAUGUGGCGGACGACUUCAGCGGCAAGACAGAACUCGGAAUCGCACCAAAGACAGGCCAAUGGGAGGUAUUGUCCUUUGCGAACACGAUCAACAAUUCCACUGAGAAGAAGCCCGGCUCCACAACAGGAGCGGGCAAUCUUCCUAUACCCCGGGAGGGUGCUGGCCUCCUACCCGUCACAUCUGGGGCAGGCCGUAGAUACUUGCUCUACUUCAUGGGUGAAGGCCCGUCCGAGUCCGACGAGCCCGAUUUGUGGACGUUCCAGACCGCUGCAGAGAAAUUCUCCCCCGCUGUGGUCAAGGACAAGAUUCGAGCGACAUUUGGGGCCAACACAGGUGAACACGCCUGGGCGAGGUGUGAUGUGGUGCAGGCCUCGAAGCAGGACGGAGAAAUCGAGCGUCCAAGCGGUGGCCUUGCUCGUUUUGCAGCAGAUGCAUGGACUGAUUUGGGCGGCGGAGCUGUGGUGCUUUGGGGCGGAAAGCUAGAGGGCGGCAUAAAUCAAAACGAGGGCUGGGUAUUGACCGUCGACUGA
Messenger RNA from Cyphellophora attinorum, 1401 nucleotides. RefSeq lists its product as uncharacterized. The coding region runs from base 1 to 1401 and encodes 466 amino acids. Lineage: Eukaryota; Fungi; Ascomycota; Eurotiomycetes; Chaetothyriales; Cyphellophoraceae. The record is from RefSeq and is a predicted model, not a curated record. Gene Ontology annotation, molecular function: protein binding. The transcript has a single exon.